UCUAAAGGUCUUCCAAUCCUCCGCAUCAAAACCUGCCUGCCCAAGUUAUACUUGCAGAGCAAGCCACGACGCAACUCGUGCUUCAUAUACACAAAAGAUUUUUAUUUUUUUGUAUUAAUUUUCUUGGUGUUUUCCUGCUUUCAUCAAUGGCGCCUGUAGAAGCAGCAACUAAGCAGCACGCAAACUGGAGUCCCUACGACAAUAAUGGAGGGACGGUUGUUGCGAUUGCCGGCGGCAAUUACUGCGUUGUGGCUGCUGAUACGCGAAUGUCGACUGGAUAUAGUAUCCUCACUCGUGACUAUUCCAAGAUUUGCCAAUUAGCGGACAAAAGUAUUAUGGCUUCUUCCGGAUUUCAGGCUGAUGUGAAGGCUCUUCAGAAGCAUUUGGCUGCUAAACAUUUGAUCUAUCAACAUCAGCACAACAAGCAAAUGAGCUGCCCCGCCAUGGCUCAACUCCUUUCAAAUACUCUCUAUUAUAAGCGUUUCUUUCCAUACUAUGCUUUCAAUGUCUUAGGAGGCCUUGAUUCCGAAGGCAAAGGAUGUGUGUUCACAUAUGAUGCGGUUGGUUCAUAUGAAAGAGUAGGAUACAGCGCUCAGGGAUCUGGUGCAACACUCAUCACACCUGUUCUGGACAACCAACUUAAGACCCCAAGUCCUCUUCUAUUACCAGCUAAGGAUGCCAUAACGCCAUUAUCAGAGACAGAAGCUGUUGAUAUGGUAAAAGAUGUUUUUGCAUCUGCUGCAGAGAGGGAUAUAUACACGGGUGACCGGGUUGAGAUUGUCGUUGUGAACUCUGAGGGUAUUCGCAGAGAGUAUGUUGAGCUGCGGAAGGAUUAAUUUCACUCCGCUAGUGGGGUGCUUCCUGAUAUGUCUUUCAGAAUUUUGGUGAUGCUUUCUUUUGGUAUGUUAGAAACAUGGAAGGCAUGGAUAGGUGAAAUUUGCAACGAUACUUAUUUUAUAAGCGACUUGCACUUUUUAAAAUUUGUGGGUGAUAUGGAUCAUGCUGUGACGAUAUGCAAAAAAAAAAUUCACUAUUCGGAUUA
Amborella trichopoda is the source of this 1042-nucleotide messenger RNA. RefSeq names its product N-terminal nucleophile aminohydrolases (Ntn hydrolases) superfamily protein (gene PBF1). NCBI's taxonomy places the organism in Eukaryota, Viridiplantae, Streptophyta, Magnoliopsida, Amborellales, Amborellaceae. The record is from RefSeq and is a predicted model, not a curated record. Gene Ontology annotation, cellular component: nucleus; proteasome core complex; cytoplasm.